This is a messenger RNA of Meyerozyma guilliermondii ATCC 6260, 663 nucleotides long. RefSeq lists its product as uncharacterized. Gene Ontology annotation, molecular function: U1 snRNA binding. The coding region runs from base 1 to 663 and encodes 220 amino acids. Gene Ontology annotation, biological process: mRNA splicing, via spliceosome. Gene Ontology annotation, cellular component: U1 snRNP. The transcript has a single exon. The record is from RefSeq and is a predicted model, not a curated record. NCBI's taxonomy places the organism in Eukaryota, Fungi, Ascomycota, Pichiomycetes, Serinales, Debaryomycetaceae.
AUGGAAACGCUCUACAUACGCAAUUUGAACGAAAAAGUAUCGGUCAACACGCUUCGACGACUGCUUGAGAGCAUCUUCGCCAAGUUUGGUGAGGUGCUUCAAAUCACCGCCAAUAAAAAUAUCAAAAUGAAAGGACAAGCAUUCGUCACCUUUGCCAAUAAACUGCAAUCAGCAGCAGCUAUGGAGAAACUACAACUGUACGAGCUCUUCCAGAAACCAAUUGAGAUAUCCUAUGCCAAAAAAAACUCAGACCAGUAUUUUAUUGCUGUCAAGAAAGAUACCGAAACUGUAGAAAAACGUAAGAAUGAGAAGGCUAAGAGGGAACUGACACUGGCAAAUAAACGAAAAGUUCAAAAUGAUGAGCCAGAUUUUGCUGCUGCUCCAGAACCGAUCAAGAAGAAGAUAAAGAUAGAAGAUUGGAAGCUGCUUCCACCAAAUAAUGUGCUUUUGCUCCAGAACACUACAGUCGACCUGAACGAUGUACUUCAAGCAUUUUUCGGAUCUUUUCCUGGCUUUAUCAACACAAGGUUUGUCAAAGCUCUUAACUUGUCCUUCAUUGAGUUUGAGUCAGAAGAGCUUUCAACAAAAUGCUUACAGGGCACUACCAAAGAAGAUAUUCUGAAACUUGGUCCAGAGGCUGUAUUGACCUACGCCAAGAAAUGA